Messenger RNA from Biomphalaria glabrata, 4470 nucleotides. Its product is annotated as phosphatidylinositol transfer protein alpha isoform-like. Lineage: Eukaryota; Metazoa; Mollusca; Gastropoda; Planorbidae. Gene Ontology annotation, biological process: phospholipid transport. The coding region runs from base 119 to 991 and encodes 290 amino acids. The transcript is spliced from 10 exons. Gene Ontology annotation, molecular function: phosphatidylinositol binding; phosphatidylinositol transfer activity; phosphatidylcholine intramembrane carrier activity. The record is from RefSeq and is a predicted model, not a curated record. Gene Ontology annotation, cellular component: cytoplasm.
UUCGUGAAAAUAACCUUGCGAAACUAAGAUUUGAAUAGGCGGAACCCAUGACGUCACUUUGAUGCUAUCCCACCCCGUGUGUAUGGAAUAGAAUUGUUGUCGUAGGCAAGGAAACAAAAUGCAACAACAAGCUCACUCAAUUAAAGAAUUUCGUAUUGUGCUGCCUAUGUCAGUUGAAGAGUACAAUAUAGGACAGUUGUGGUCAGUAGCUCAAGCAAGUAAAAAUGAAACUGGAGGUGGAGAAGGUGUGGAGGUUAGAGUUAAUGAGCCUUUUGAUGAGACAACACACCCCCCAAACCCUAAACUUUUUGCUAACGGCAGAGAAUACACAACAGGGCAAUAUACACAUAAAAUCUACCACUUGUCCCAAAAAGUUCCUGCUUUUGUCCGACUUUUAGCACCAAAAGGUUCUUUAGAAAUUCAUGAACAAGCAUGGAACGCUUAUCCAUACUGCAGAACAGUUGUCACAAAUCCAGAUUAUAUGAAAGAGAAUUUUUAUAUCAUUAUAGAAUCUUUUCAUGCCCCAGACAAUGGAAACACACCAAACAUUCAUGGCUUGACAGGCAGAGAUUUAAGUGCUAGGCAAGUGGUAAAACUGGAUGUUGCUAAUGACAAGGUGUCAUCAAAGGAUUACAAACCAGAAUGGGAUCCUUGUUUGGUUGGUUCUCCAAAAGCAGGCCGAUCACCUUUACCACAUGAUAAAAAUGGCAACUGGAUGAACAAUGUAAGCCCAGUUAUGUGCUGCUACAAAUUAGUGAAAGUUUGGUUUAAGUGGUUUGGCCUACAGAAAAGGAUGGAGAAUUUUAUCUUAUCCCAAGAGCAGCGCUUGUUUCUGAAUUUUAAUCGUCAAGUAGUAUGCUGGACUGACCAAUACCAUGGCAUGACAAUGGCUGAUAUUAGAAGGCUGGAAGAGCAGGUCAAAGAGGAGCUGGAAAGGCAACGAAAGGAAGGACCAUUGCGAGGAAUGACAGCGUCUGAAGAUGAAAAAUGAUGUAAUUUCUUAUUUAGGCCCAGCUUGUAAAAUGUGCUCUUGGUUCUAUACUAAUUUCUGUAGCUCUUUUUCUGUCGUUCUUGUAAUGUUUAGUCACAGCAUCUUAUAGUCAGGCCUAUGGUCUCUUAGACUCAAAAUCGAGGUCUUGCAUUCGUGGCGGCUAGCCAGAGACCAAUUUGUGACUGAGUGGGGCAUAUUUUUAGCAAAUUUGUAACUAGUCCUUGUAACUACUAAAGGUUACAUUAAUUAUAUACCCAUUAGGCUGGUAACUUUUGAAAUUCACUCAUUUAUGCUAAUUUUACUUAGCUUAUGUGACCAGCCAAUCUAAAAAUAUGCCCUGGACUGUACUGAUAUUCUUCUCAUGUUCCUGUUAAUCCUUAGUCUGUGAGCAUAGGUCAUGUAGUUAUAAUGAACUAAUUGUUGUUUCCUUUUUCUUUUGUAUAAGAGAUACACUUUGAUCCUUUUUUUUUUCAACACUUUUUGGAAUUUAGAAUCCAAUGUAAUGACUCAAUGUUAGAUAAUAAAUUAUGUUAGUGGGUUCUAAUUGUAUAAUUAGAUCAUUUAAAAAUUGAAACCUGACUAUAUGUGUCUUUAAAUACAUUAGGUUAACAAGCCACCAUUCUUAUCUCAUUAACAAACUUUUUUUUUUUUAUUCCAUGAACUGUUUUUAUUAUUUAUUUAAUGAUUAUUGUAUUUAGAAGUUGGAGUGCUUUUGUUUUGUAUUUUUUUCAGCAGAUAUAUACAAUCAUAAUUAUAUGUUUUUAUUAUUAUUAAUCAUGACAUUGUGUUAAGCAUCAAUAGUGUUAACUGAUUUACUGUUGAAAUUAAUUGCAAUAUGAUUACUGUUAGAUAGUUAUUAUCAUUAUGAUAUAAAUUUAAGCAUUAGGGGGUGAGUGGGGGUUAUAUUAGCAACAGUAAAUACAAAUGAUUGACAUAACAUCUUGUGAAAAUGUAAAUUCUUAUCUUUUAAUUACCUUAAAUUAGUAAAUGAAUUUUUAGCAAGACAUAACAUUUGUUGUCAUAAUCAUUUGUCUAACAAUUUCACAGCAUCUUAUAGUGUGUAUGUGUGUCAGUAUUUUGUAUUUACAUUUCCGUUGGUGUAAAUUUAUACAACUUUGUCGAUUUGAAAUCUUAUAUUUAUUAAAUGUUACUGGUGAUUUCUUCAGCAAUAUAUUUAGUUUUGUUUUCAUUUUCUUUUUUGGCAGAUUGAUUUCCCCUAAUUUUCUGGCUUGGUAACAUGUGAAAACGUUUCUAAUCUGUAUUCUUUGCUUUAAUUACUACAUCUAGGUUUCCCUUGAAAUUAUUGGCCUUUUUUUACAGCUUGAUAUUGACAUUGAGAGCUGCAACAAGCACCUGGCUAGGGAAGAAAAUAAACACCACUAUUGUGGUCUCGUGAAUAUUUCCUUUAGGUUUGCUUUAGCAAGUGAAAUAAACAUGUCUUUCUUAUAUUACACUCAUUGUUCAGUAAGUGGAUGAUACAUUAACAGAUCUCAACUCUGUUUUGUUGAGUAUAAAAUGAUUAAUCCACUUUGGUUGGGGUUAAAAUGGUGUAUUUCCAAAAUUUAAGUUACUAUCAAAUAUAGAUUGUUUCUUUAAGCAUUACAAAUAUUGCAACAGGAAGUGAUCUACAUUUCAAAUUGUUGGAUUACACUAAAUUAAAAGGUAAAACUUAACCCAUUCGAGUUGGAAACUUGUAACAUGGAUGACUUGCUAAAUGGUGGUCAUAAGGUUAUUUCUAUAUAUAAUUUUUUUUUAAAUCCCUUUUUUUUUUUGUGUUUGUGAAGUUGAAGCUCUGAAAAAAAAAAGGAAAAAAAUAUCUGCACUAUAUUUCUAUUGUUUCUUGAGUUGCACAGAGGUGUUUAUGACAUGUGAACAAGAGUUUUGCAAAUUGAAACCUGCUUAAUCCAAAUCGGUCCAUUCCAUUCCUGCAUUUUGAAAUUAGAAAUUCUGCUGACAGCCCUAGUGUUGCACUGGUGUGAGACAGAUUUUUACCAAAAUGUUAGCUAAAUCCAUCAUUCAACAUCUAGUCUCAUUAUGUAGCUGGUCUAUUUUUGCUUUGUGCUGUUAAUGUUUGAUCAAGAAUAGAGCUUUAAAAACUUAUAGCUGGCUCUCCCACUUUAUUUUUUUUUUUUAAAGAAACAUUUGCUUAAUGUAUGUAUUAAUAAAUAUUUUUUUAUAUAAAAUGUAAAGCAGUUUUAUGUGAGUUAGCACCUACCUAUAUAUUGACUUGAGUUUUAUUAUCACACUAUAUUCCUAAGGCUUUGUUUGUUCAUUAAGUUGGUUUUGAAAGCAGCUAUAUGCAAGUGACAUCACUCAUUAGGAUUGUCAAACUUUGAAAAUAUUGAAUGGCAAAUGAUAGAUUUUUUAAUUAGGUGGAUGAAUGUUUACCAGAUUAAUAAUCAUCACUGUUAAUUAGCUGAUCUUUUUUGUGAUUUGGAUAAAUGAGAUAGAUUUGAGAGAGUAACCUUAUUAGGCAUUAAUGUUAAGCAAAGGGAGGGAAGAGCAUAGGUGGCAUUAUCAUUGACAAGUGUAAUUCUAUAGGCUUUAAAAGUUUUAGGCCCAGGGGAAGGGAAAAAUGGUUUUUCAAAUGCUGUUUAAAUUCUAGACCAUUUUACAAUGUACUGGUAUGUAAUAACAGCUCAAUGAGACUAUAAUAAAAACAUAUUUUGUACUCUGGUAUUUUUUAAAGUGUUCAAUUUUUAAAUUUUGUUUAUCUGUACUAUGAAAUAGUUCGAUUAAAGGUGCAUUAUCUUCAAUUCAAUAGUGUUGGAAAGGUUUACUUCUACAAUCUUCAUCAUAUCUCUCAUCUGUGCCUGUUGUCCCGUCUGGGGCAUAGGCCACCAACCAGCUUCUUCAGGCAUCUCGGUUCUGGGCAAGUCUCUUCAACUGUCCCCACGUCUUACCCAUCUGCUUGGCAUCUGCUUCUAAAUCGUGGUGCCAUGUAAUCCUGGGGGUUCCAGGAUAGGGCUUGCCUUUUUAUGUUGGAUGCAGGAUUGCGAAUGGUGUGAUUUAUCCAUUUCCAGUGCCUCUGAAGGAUAUCUACUUCAAUGGGCUGCUGCUUUGUUCACAGUUCCUCAUUCAGGAUCUUGUCUGGUCAGCGGCUCAUGAGAAUCUUCCUCAGGCAGGUAUUCACUCAGUUAAAACUUGUGUGUCAAUGCAAGAUGAUUGUUUGUUUUGAACUUCUUACUUUUGUUUUGUUACUCUAGCCCUAUUUGGGUGUUUUGCAAGUGCACAAAAACAUGUGUGCCUGUUAGCCCAAUAGGACACUAUAUUUCAUAGCUUGUCAAAGGAUUGAUGUUAGACUAUUGGACUACUGUCAUCAUGUUGAAUACUUUUAAUUGGUAAAGUCUGGAGAUUCUUGACUAAAACUUUCUAUGUUGACUAACAGGUUACUUUACUUUACCUACAACACCAACUGUAUUUGUAUGCUGUAAAUUAUUUAAAAUUUCCAUCUGUAACUUUCAAGAUUUCUUUGUCCU